GUAAAGGGAAGUCGAAUGUAUUGAGUCGCGCUUAGAAUAGGCGACACUCGUAUCCUUGCAAAGGAAUGUAGCUGCAGUAAUAUUUCUUUUAGGGAUGGAUCUCUGACUAAAUGAAGAUGACGGAACUGGACUUUCUCUUCUUCGACAACUCCGUCAAAGCUAAAAUGGUGCCUGACCCAUCUGACCGUGCAAGAGGUGGGCAAACCCUGGACUGGUUGAAGUUCAAUCGCAGGCUGCACAUUGACAACAUGAUGACUUCUUCUAUUUCCAACUGGCCGGAAAACACAACAGCUCAAAUAUAGUUCUUACCAGAUCAGAGUGUUGACAAUUAACUUUUGUACCUAUUAAGACUCACCAUUGCAAUUUUUAUAGAGUUUGUUGCAUGAUCAAUUUAUUCCGAAAAACCCCACUUUCCACCUUUUUGAUCAUAUCAUAAGUUUCUGACAAAUUGAAAAAUGUUUUCGGCGUUGAAAAAGCUGGUGGGGUCUGAGCCGGGCCAGCUCAGGGACAAGAACAUUCCUGCUGGCCUACAGUCCAUGAACCAAAGUUUGCAAAGACGCUUCGCUAAAGGGGUCCAAUAUAAUAUGAAAAUCGUCAUCCGCGGCGAUCGGAACACUGGAAAGAGUACUUUAUGGUAUCGACUGCAGGGCAAGAAGUUUGUGGAAGAGUACAUCCCCACUCAGGAGAUUCAAGCCACGAGCAUUCAUUGGAACUACAAAACUACUGAUGAUGUGGUCAAGGUCGAGGUGUGGGACGUGGUUGACAAAGGCCAAAAAUAUCCUCUUCCUGAAGGUGUAGGCAAAGGCAAAAAGCGUGGAGACAAUUUGAAACUGGAGAAUGAGCCACAAGAGUCAGAUGAAGUAGCCCUUGACGCGGAGUUUCUAGAUGUGUACAAGAAUUGCAAUGGAGUCAUCAUGAUGUUUGACAUUACCAAGCAAUGGACAUUUAACUACAUCUUAAGGGAACUUCCCAAAGUUCCCACUCAUGUACCAGUUUGUGUGCUCGGAAACCACAGAGACAUGGGUGAGCAUCGGGUCAUCCUCCCUGAUGAUAUAAGAGAGCUAAUUGCUGGACUAAACAGACCAAUGGGAUCAUCCUACAUCCACUAUGCUGAAUCCUCGAUGAAGAAUGGCUUCGGCCUCAAAUACUUGCACAGAUUUUUUAACAUCCCCUUCCUACAACUGCAGAGAGAGACCCUUCUGAGGCAACUGGAGACCAACCAGUUGGACAUGGAUGCCACCCUAGAAGAGCUUUGUGUGCAGCAGGAGACAGAAGAUCAAAAUUAUGAAAUCUUCCUGGAGAACUUAGAGUCUCGCAAUAAGGCCUAUGGCUCACCUGGUCCAGCCAAUGGUCAGAGUCCGUCCUCAGGCUCCCAGUCCCCCAUUGUUCCUCCGAGUGGGGCCUCCACGGGAAGCUCCAGCCCAAGCACACCUCAACCCCCAAUCCCUUCCCAGCCACUCCCACAGUCGCCUUCUGUGACGGCUUCUUCGGUCCCAGCUCUCGCUGUAGCCGUUGGCAGAGCAGCCUCGCCUUCCGCUGAGUUAAAAACUUCAGCGCAAUCACCAGAGCACCUUCAGUCCUCCAUUGCGCCUGUAUCAGUCCCCCAGAAACGCAGCUUCAUGUCUCGAUGGUUUGGGUCAUCAUCGCCUGUCCCUGAAGCAUCUGUUAGUGCAGCAGAGGAUGUACCUGCACGAGUGUGUCCUACUGUAGUACAAAGCGUGGAUGACUUUGUGCCAGACGACAGACUGGAUAAGAGUUUCCUCGAGGACAGUUUGCCCUCAAAGACAAAGGGGCCUCAGCCAGCUGCAGCAGUGGACAGUGACAGUGAUUUUGAAGACAGAGGAAACCCCAUGGUGUCUGGUUUCCAGGACGAGCUUGAUCCAGAUGACACGGAGCCCAGUCUUCCACAGCCUAAAACGCUGCCUCCCAGUAAAGAUAUCAUUCUGACCAGUGAUGAGGAUGACCAAACACUAAUAGCCCCUUCUGGUAAAAACCACCAUGACCUGGACAGUGAACCUGAACUAAAAACCUGCAUCAGCAAACCAAAGGUGGCAUCUAAAGCGUUAGAGCCCAGUGACCAAUCUGCUGCUCCCAUCUUCCUCACUUUAACUCCAACACAAGAACAGCCCACCCAGCAGCAUGGAAAAAAGAAAGGAGUCUUACCCAUUGCUGGUGACUCUGACACUGACCCUGAGGGCCCUGUGGCCCAACAGAUGCUCUCUUUUGUUGUGGAUGACCCUGACUUUGAGUCUGAUGCAUCAGACACACCAAAAAUAGCAAAGACUACAUUCCUUGCCAGGGAUGAUCUAUCUGACCUUUCAGAUGAUGACAUCCAGUCAGCCAAGGUGCCAAAACCUGUGAACCCCACUGUGAUCUCCUUUAAACAAAAGGAUGUUGCUGAUCUUUUUGGUCUUGGCAUCCAAGAAGAACCUUCAGCAACCAAAGAGAGCAGUGAGGAGCACGAAGAGAAAGAAAGCAAACACUCUUCCAAAGACAAGAAGAAAAAGAAGAAAAAAAGCAAAGAGGAAGAUGAAAAGAGUAAGAAGAAACAUAAACAUAAGAAAAAGGAAAAAGACGAAGCUGUUGAUGACAAAGAGAAAAAGAAGAAGAAAUCGAGGACCAAGAAAACAGAAAUGGAUGAGUUGGAAGACUUUCUAGGAGGCGGGUUGAGUUCCACCAAAAGAGAAGAUGGAGAUUAUGAAGAACUUUAGAAUAUCUUCUUCUAUUACUAAAAUGAACUUCAGAAUAACCGUGGCAAAGAGUGAGAUCACUACCCGGUUGCCCGACUUGUAUGUGCACAAAGUUGUAUCCCAAGCCAUACAAAAUGCAAUACAUGAGGCUACCAACAACCACCAAGUAAAAUCUCAGACACUCUGGAUGUGACCCUGUUUGUUCUACUGGUCUGAUUGGGGUUUCCUUGACUGCACUUACUACGUGGUGUCUUUCAUUCUAUUCAACUAGAAACAACAAGGAGACUACAAAAUGACCUUC
Molecule: messenger RNA, 2991 nt
Organism: Syngnathus acus (greater pipefish)
Lineage: Eukaryota; Metazoa; Chordata; Actinopteri; Syngnathiformes; Syngnathidae
Gene: rabl6b
Product: RAB, member RAS oncogene family-like 6b
Exons: 18
Coding region: 456-2711 (751 amino acids)
Cellular component (GO): nucleus; cytosol
Molecular function (GO): GTP binding
Source: RefSeq, a predicted model, not a curated record